CUCUGGUCAUCCCCUGUACUGUCCACAGUCUCUGGUCAUCUCCUGUACUAUGUCUGCAGUCUCUGGUCAUCUCCUGUACUGUGUCCACAGUCUCUGGUCCAUCUCCUGUACUGUGUCCGCAGUCUCUGGUCCAUCUCCUGUACUGUGUCCACAGUCUCUGGUCAUCUCCUGUACUAUGUCCGCAGUCUCUGGUCAUCUCCUGUACUAUGUCCGCAGUCUCUGGUCAUCUCCUGUACUGUGUCCGCAGUCUCUGGUCAUCUCCUGUACUAUGUCCGCAGUCUCUGGUCAUCUCCUGUACUGUGUCCGCAGUCUCUGGUCAUCUCCUGUAUCUCUGGUCUGCAGUCGAUUUGGUUCAGAAUAUUUUUUUUUCUUGUUUUUAUCCUCU
Messenger RNA from Staurois parvus, 385 nucleotides. Lineage: Eukaryota; Metazoa; Chordata; Amphibia; Anura; Ranidae. The record is from the annotation of a GenBank genome assembly.